Lepus europaeus (European hare) is the source of this 4680-nucleotide messenger RNA. It is a transcript of the gene FOXK1, whose product is annotated as forkhead box K1. Gene Ontology annotation, biological process: regulation of transcription by RNA polymerase II. Lineage: Eukaryota; Metazoa; Chordata; Mammalia; Lagomorpha; Leporidae. The transcript has 9 exons. The record is from RefSeq and is a predicted model, not a curated record. Gene Ontology annotation, molecular function: DNA-binding transcription factor activity, RNA polymerase II-specific; RNA polymerase II cis-regulatory region sequence-specific DNA binding; protein binding. The coding region runs from base 1 to 2166 and encodes 721 amino acids.
AUGGCCGAAGUCGGCGAGGACAGCGGCGCCCGCGCCCUGCUGGCGCUGCGCUCGGCGCCCUGCAGCCCCGUGCUGUGCGCCGCGGCCGCCGCCGCCGCCUUCCCCGCCGCCGCCGCGGCCGCCGCGCCCCCGCCCGGGCCGCCGCCGCCGCCGCCGCCGCCCCCGCCCGGGCCGCCGCCGCCGCCGCCGCCGGGCGCGAUCGCGGGCGGGGGCGCGGGCGCGGCGCCGGCGCUGGUGGCCGCGGCGGCCGCCUCGGUGCGGCAGAGCCCGGGGCCGGCGCUGGCGCGGCUCGAGGGCCGCGAGUUCGAGUUCCUCAUGCGGCAGCCGAGCGUCACCAUCGGCCGCAACUCGUCGCAGGGCUCGGUGGACCUGAGCAUGGGCCUGUCCAGCUUCAUCUCGCGGCGCCACCUGCAGCUCAGCUUCCAGGAGCCGCACUUCUACCUGCGCUGCCUCGGCAAGAACGGCGUCUUCGUGGACGGCGCCUUCCAGCGGCGCGGCGCGCCCGCCCUGCAGCUGCCCAAGCAGUGCACUUUCCGGUUCCCCAGCACGGCCAUAAAGAUCCAGUUCACGUCUCUGUACCACAAAGAGGAGGCUCCGGCGUCCCCGCUCCGGCCGCUGUACCCCCAGAUCUCCCCGCUCAAGAUCCACAUCCCGGAGCCGGAUCUCCGGAGCAUGGUCAGCCCCAUCCCUUCCCCCACCGGCACGAUCAGCGUCCCUAACUCCUGCCCGGCCAGUCCACGUGGAGCUGGGUCCUCCGGCUACCGCUUCGUCCAGAACGUGACCUCGGACCUGCAGCUGGCCGCCGAGUUUGCCGCGAAGGCCGCCUCGGAGCAGCAGGCAGACGCGUCCGGAGGCGACAGCCCCAAGGACGAGUCGAAGCCGCCGUACUCGUACGCGCAGCUGAUCGUGCAGGCCAUCUCCUCGGCCCAGGACCGGCAGCUCACGCUCAGCGGCAUCUACGCACACAUCACCAAGCAUUACCCCUACUACCGCACCGCCGACAAGGGCUGGCAGAACUCCAUCCGCCACAACCUCUCGCUGAACCGCUACUUCAUCAAAGUCCCUCGCUCCCAGGAGGAGCCGGGGAAGGGGUCUUUCUGGCGGAUCGACCCGGCCUCCGAGGCCAAGCUGGUGGAGCAGGCGUUCCGGAAACGGCGGCAGCGGGGCGUGUCCUGCUUCCGCACCCCCUUUGGGCCCCUGUCCUCCAGGAGUGCUCCCGCCUCACCCACCCACCCUGGGCUCACGUCCCCUCGUUCCAGUGGCCUGCAGACGCCAGAGUGUCUGUCCCGGGAGGGCUCGCCCGUCCCACAUGACCCUGACCUUGGGUCAAAGUCAGCCUCCGUUCCUGAGUACCGGUAUUCCCAGAGCGCGCCCGGCUCCCCCGUCAGCGCCCAGCCAGUGGUCAUGGCUGUGCCCCCCCGGCCGUCCAACCUCGUGGCCAAGCCGGUGGCCUACAUGCCGGCCUCCCUCGUGACCUCGCAGCAGCCCUCAGGCCACGCGAUCCACGUGGUGCAGCAGGCCCCCACCGUCACCAUGGUCCGGGUGGUCACCACCGCUGCCAGCUCCGCCAACGGGUACAUCCUCGCCAGCCAGGGCUCGGCCGGGGGCCCCCACGACGCAGUGGGCUCGGCCGUGCUGGACCUGGGCGGUGAAGCCAGAGGAUUGGAAGAAAAACCCACCAUUGCAUUUGCCACAAUCCCUGCGGCCAGCCGGGUCAUUCAGACGGUGGCCAGCCAGAUGGCCCCUGCGGUCCCCGGACACACGGUCACCAUCCUGCAGCCGGCCGCCCCCGUGACCAUCGGGCAGCACCACCUCCCCGUCCGUGCCGUCACUCAGAAUGGGAAGCACGCGGUGCCCACCAGCAGUUUAGCCGGCAGCGCUUACGCCCUCACCAGCCCUCUGCAGCUGCUCGCAGCCCAGGCCAGCUCGUCCACGCCGGUGGUGGUCACGCGGGUGUGCGAGGUGGGGCCCGAGGAGCCAGCAGCAGUGGGCGUGGCCACAGUCACCACCACCACCACCCCGGCCACCACCACCACCGCCUCUGCCUCUCCCACCGGGGAGCCCGAGGUCAAAAGGUCCCGGGUGGAGGAGCCCAACGGGACUGCAGGCGCCCAGGCGGGGGGCAGCACGGCUGCCAGCCCCUCGGGCCCUGGCACCGGCGAGUGACGUCACGGCCCGUGGAGUGGGACUCACGCCAACAGCAACUCCCAAGCCGGGCCCGACUCUGCCGACGGCUGCACUGGGACCGAGGAGAAAGCGCUGCUGCUGCCCGCCCACGGCCCGUGCUGCACGGGCAGGCGGCCGCCCGCCGCCCGGCACGCCCGGCCCUUCCCGUCCCUCUCCCAUCCUCCCGUGGUUCAGACAAAACAUAAACGCGUUCAGCCCCCGACUGUGUGCCCUGGGAUUCUUUGUCUCUGUUCUUCUCCCCCGGCACCACCUUCUCGCCCCAGGCCUUUCUGCCCGGCACCCCAAGGACAGCAGCAAGAGGAGGCCGCCGCCAGCAGGAAGCCCCUGGCCCAGCGUCCUGUGUGGACAGAGCAGCCCUCGUCCCCAAGGCGGACAGAACUGAACCGCAGCGUGGCCAGGCCGAAGCCCUGCCCGGAAGGAGGCGAGGGGCCGUCCCUGCGUGCACGGGGUUGGCGCAGGCAGGAGAGGCGGGCGUCUCCCUAGAAGCCGCAGAGAAAGGAUCAGCAUUACUUGGGAGGUGGGCGGGCGGUCCGAUUUGGCCUUGGACCCCGCAUUUCUUGUUUGGCUCACACAUGGCAUUGAAGCCUCCCCAUGCCCCUGAGACAGGCACCCUGGGGACGCGGGGUCUCUGAGCUUUCCGUCCACACGGCCCGGGGUUCUGGCCCUGUCCGGCGCUCGGCAGGGAGCCCACCGCUCUGCGUUAACUCCAAGAAAGGCGGGUGGCUUCCCAGAGGGGCCCUGCAGGUGGAUGCAAGGUGAGCCCAGGGCCCGCGGGCUGGGCAUCCACCUGCUGCACUUCAUUGUCUGGAAGAGUGGACGGAAGCCAAGGGCUGCAGCUCUCCCCCGAUCCAGCUCCCUCGCCCCUCCACCGGCCGUCGCUGCGGCGUGGGAGUGGUUGCUUCAGCCUGGAGCACCAGGAUCCCUGGUCGAUCAGCGGAAAGAAAACUACCUCCCACACCCCUCGUGCCCGCCCAGCUGGGUUUGUUUCUGACAUCAUGAGAAACGGAAGACAGGACCCUGAGGAAGUCACCUGAGCUCCGGCCGGGAGCAGGAGUCGAGCCACAGCCUCCCCGUGGAUCCCGAGCCGGACAGCCUCUCCGAGACUUCAGGAAGGGACCCCACUCUGCCCGUGGCCACAGCUGGAAGCAGCGCCGCCUACAACCCCCGCUGAGGAAGCCACAGAGCCCUCCCGUGCCUGGACAGUGAGGGGCCGCAGCAUCCCGCCCGAGGUGGGCUGUGCCAGUGUGUGCGGGUCGUACGUGUGAGGUCGGCUGUCCGUGACGUGUGUGUGGGCCGCCCUGUGUGGAGUCAGAGGACUGGGGGCAGGGGGGCCAGCCAGGCAAGCCGCUGUGCACCCUUUCAGCCGGGCGUGGCGGGUGUGUGUGGGUGGCCGGGUGCACGAGGGCAGAGCGAGGGGGGUUCCAGCGCGGCUCAGGUCCGAGCGCUGCCCGUAGUGCUGACCGCGUCCCUCCCUCCCUCACUGUGACUUACCCGGAGCUGGCGGGGGCUUCUGUGGUCUGGGGGCUCUCCCCCGGGGAGGCCGCCAUGAUCCACGCAGGGUGUGGACCUGGAGCCCAUUGUCUGUUCGCUCGCACGCCCUUGCAUGCCUGGCUUUGGGGCAUCCUGGUCCCUGUGCCAUCUGCCAUCCGGGGGGGAGGGCCUCGCUGCUCGCUCCGGCUUCCGGCACAGCAAGGUGAGGGCAGUGGGCAGCAUGGCAGACACCGGGUCAUGUUGUGGGGCUGCUAAUGGACCAGGAGGAGGGACCGAGUGAGGCUCAUGCCCUGGGGGCUCAGCUCAGCCGGCUCGGGCCAGGGCCCAAGCUGUUCUCCUUUGGAUUCGCCAGCAGGAGGUCUUCCAAGGGUUUUUGGUCAUCUGACUGGGUCGUGUGCCUGGCUCACGCUAGAGCCUGACCUGGAACUGUGGCCAGAGGCCCAGGACUAGCCAGAGCGCCCAGCCCGAGGAGGUGACUCCAGCCAGAGGCCCCCCGGUGCCUAGUGACCACACGAGGGCCUCCCAGCCACACGGAGGAGCCCAGGCCAGAGGACCAGAAGGCCACGCCCCUCGGCUCUGAGGCGCCAUGACCGCCCCGCACCAGACAAGGGCCAGCAUGCUGUUUCCAGGAUGCUGAGGGUCAGGGGUCAGGGACAGGGACCCCAGAGCUUGCAGUGGGAGGAGUCUGUCUGGUGCAGAAACAUCUUGGCAGCCCCAGUUUGCUCAGAUGUGUUUCCCACGAGCUGCUUGCCGACCCCUCGCGUGCGUGGACUGCAGCGCUGUUUUGCAUCAAAGGAAACUUUACUUUCAGUCCCACUUUCCGUGCACCCUGCGUGCCCACCUGACCGGCUCACAGCCGCAGAGCCGUGAGCCAGGGGCACGGGAGCCCCCGCCCGGGUCCCCUUGCUGCUGGCGCUGUACUUGCUCAUCCUGUUUCUCUUGUUCAGGAACCGAGCCAAGGGGGAAGGGAGGAACGGAGCCUCCUGCCCCCGCCCUGCAGUC